AAAAAACAGUCAGCUCUGAUUUCAGAUUGCCUUUAAUCAACUGCUGUUCAUAAAAUGUAGCUGAUUAAUAUAGACUACUUCUUAGGAUGAAAUAUCCAACCAACUAACUAACUAAAUAAAUAAAUAAAUAACAUGAUAAAAAUGGUUUGCUUUGACCUCACAGCCUGAAAGAGCCAGGUACUUAUCAAGUAUUGUACAGGCUCUUCUUCUCUCUCUUCAGAUGAAAAAAAAGAGGUUUUUCCAGUUCUAUAGUUUAGAGAUGUUUGAUAUUUUGUAAAUAAGAGUGUGCUAUGUAGCUAUGACAAUGAUGUACCUCAAUACAUGGCUCCCUGAUGUGUAAAUGUCUAUAAAUGCAACAUAGACUCCCAAAGUGAAGGUCAUCAGUGAAAGAAACACACAAUAGCCUUCAAGGCGAAGUAUCUAAGCCAAAAAAAAAGAAGAAGCCGGUUUACACACCGUGGUAGAUAUGGAGCUUUUCUGUAAGUCUUUUGUUCACUCUGAGCAACAUGCAUAGUCAUACUCAUGCUUGACUGGAGACAGCACCACCAGCAGCUCUUCUUCAGAGAGAAAGAGAAAGAGAGAGAGACUGACAGAAAGGGAGAGAGUCUAAUAGCGGUGUCCUUCCUAAUAUUUCCACUGAAGACGUGUUGGAGCAGUUAGAUGCUUCCUUUGCAUCUAAUAACGCCGCAGAUUGAUCUGUUCUCUCCGGGACUACCACACAAUUAGCAUUCCUGUUUCUCAGAGUCGAAGGAGUUUUUUUCAGAUCACAGCCCAAAUACUUUUUACCUCCCAGGCGGUUACCGGGGCAUCCGAACAGAAUUGUCCUGUGUAUUUGUGCAUUUUGUGUAAAGGAAUCCUUAUGGAUGUAAAAUCCGAAAGCUGGAGACGACAACCUAUGCCUCGGAGUCAAGCUGGACAGGACAGCAUGUCUCACAUAGCAUGGAGGAGAUCUGGAGAUGAAAGUUCCUGGGAUAGGCCUCCUCGUGCAGCUCGUCCGCACAGCUGUAUUGAAGGCAGACUGAAGGAUGAGUGGCUCCAAACAUUUAACACUCUACAGACUACUGACAUUCAUCAGCAGCUGCCUCCUUACCUCCAGAAGAAUGACACACCUCGGAGUGUAAGCCCCAGUUUGGUGGCACGCUCUCUGAGCAGUCUGGAGUCUCUAUAUUCUGGACUGGAGAGCAAAGAAAAGGUUCAAAUUAAGACAGGACCGAGUACUCAGAGAGCAAAGGUGUGCUGCCUCGCUCCAGUUCGGAUUGGAUGGCUGCCCUUACAGAGAUAUGUGGUGAGGAAGGAGAGGCCGAAUAAUGCAGAUCAACAGGAUGGCACCACCUGCAAGGUGAAGCUGAAGCCGCCUAUCACCCCUGUAUUAAGCUGCAGUUCUGUCAAAGCAAAUGGAUCAGAGCCAGCAGACGGGACUGCUGGACUUGGGGUCAGAGGAAUGUCUGGAGCAUUCUCUCUACAGGCUGAUGAUAAAAGAAAGGCCACUCUAGCAGAAAGAGAUCAGGACACAGCACUUUAUCGGGCCACCAGCGUGCAGAACACAUCCCGUGAGAGAUUUCUGUGGCAAACCCCAGUGCACAGGAGAGGGAGCGUUCCCCAGGCAUCUCUACUCACAGCACCCCCUGUAGGUGGAAGAACGACUCCCAAACACAGCAGCUCUAUAUCCUCUAUCACAAUCACCUCCAGGAAGGUCAUCCGUUCUGCAAGCCUGCCUGAUACUAGCAUAUCUGGCCAGGAUAGAGACAGGGAAGCCAGUCCUAUGGCCCUAAACAACCACAUCAUUGACCCAGAUUAUACGAACACUCUAUGCCCGGCAGAGGUCAUUCCACGGAGGAAAGCCCUUGUGGUCAAAAUUACUGAGCAACGAGUAGAGACCAGUAGAUUUCUGCAGCCAGGUGCUAAAAAUGGUCCAGUCUAUAGUUUCCCCUCAAGUAAGACUAUUGGAGAAAACUAUUUCUCAUGCCUCUCCACUAGAAGGAGCUCUGAUCUUGCAGCUUCUAAUCUCUCCAGCGUGAAGAACCACCCCUUACUAGCUUCCUUAAGUGUGACUGGUGGAGAUAUGUCAAAAAUGACCCAAAAAGUGGAAAGUCAAUCUCAAGUCCCCUCUUGCCUAGCCACCCAAGAAACCCAGACGCCAGUGGUGCUUCGGAGGAAAGCCACCAUUAUCAAGGUGCAGGAGCAUAGAGAUACCUUCAGCAAAAAGGAUGAGGACCAUAGAAGGAAAGUGGCCUACAGGCACAGCUUCAGUGGCCUCAACGUCACUGACAUGAAACCACAAUUAAACAAUGAAUGCAUGUUUUCUGGAUCUGAGAUGCAAGUUGUUAGUAGCAAGACCAAACUAUACAAAUCCACAAUGUCCCUCCAGCUGACAUCCUCCAGUGGACCUCGUCUGGAUGACUCACACACUUCAAGAGGUUCCCAGCCCCGGAGGCCUGCUAGUUGUUAUGCUAGUCUGUUUAGCCCUGUUGAGCCAAAUGCUGAUGGUUCACAAGAUGCUGCAGUUCACAGCACCAUUUCUGUGCUUCCCCACGAGACAAAUAUUGACCCUGCUUGCUCCGCUGCCAGCAGCUCAAACAGGUGUUGGAGCACUGAAGGAGGAGCAGGGAGCCAUGACAAGAUUUAUCCAAGUACAGAGAGCUCUGCUUCAGAUAAAGGGCAGAGCAAGAGAGAGUCUGCUCUCCCGAGGAACCAGCCUUUAACUCUCAUCAAAGUACCAGAAAGCUCAACCCAUGAGACCCACGAUGCUAUAGUGGCCUGGAAUGCAGCUGCCAUUAUAGCCAAUAUAAAGCUGCAGAGUGAGCAGAAGAAGAAAACCCAGACCAAUGGCAACACCAGUGGAGGGAGAGACUCCACAUCCCAGAGCAAAACUGCAGGGGCCAGAGCUGAUAAAGCAAAUAUUGCUGAGCAGAGUGGAACAGCUUCCUGUCCUGUGGAGAGUGAGACAGCAGCACAUAUGAAGCUGUUGACCAAACAUGCAGAGUUUGCUCCAGUUGUGACCGCUGAUGACUUAUUAUCACGUUCUCACACACACGGUGACGCUCUGGAGCAUCAGUGGUCAGAUUUCAUCAGGCAGUCUCAGGCACAAGAGAGACACCUGCUCAACACACACAAACACCAACACUAUCACCAACUAUCCGCUCAGGGACAGAGAGAAGGUUUUGGAUCUGGUUCUGAAUAGAGGGAAAGACUGAAACAGUGGGAGAGAGGUUAAUGAGCUCAUUUUGCUGCUGUGUGUCCGGUCUGUGCCAGCGCACUGAAGCUCCCCGAAGACUCUCCCUCAUCCUCACGCUGCAAGCACAACGACUCCAAUAACACAAUGCAUUUCACUAAUGAAAAUACUCUACAUUUAUCAAAUGACUUCUUUAUUAGUGAUUACUGAUUACCGAGAUUAACCUUGCUGAAUGUAAGAGCAGGAAAUUUACUAAAGUGUGCUACAUUGAGGACAUUUCAGACUAUAGCUGGACAUCACAGUUAAUGUGUGCCUUAAAGUAUUUUAAGUUAGUAGCAUCAAAUAAAAUAUUAAAUAUGACUCAUUUUCUAUCAGCUUUUUAAAAUCCUGUGAUAUAUAUACUGUAUAUCAGUUUACUUUUUAACUGUGGCUAUGAAACUUCUUCAUACAGCAAUAUCAUGAAGUCUCCCGUAACCUUUAAAGUGCAGGAUUUCUGAGUUUAAAAAGUGUUAAAUGAUCCUAGCAAAUUGCUGGUGUCAUUAUAUGAAAUACACACAGUGACAUUUAUCACUGCAAGCUUUUAUGUUUUUUUUUUUUUUUGCCAAAUUGGCUGUCCAUGGUGCAGUCAUGAUAUUAAAAUGAUUUAAUAUUUAAUUGCUCCUAAAUGUUAAAUGACCAAUUGACCUUAUCUGUGUAUAAUAUAGUGCAUGGACUGAAUGUGAUUAAAGCAAACGAAGAGUUUUGUAUUCUA
This is a messenger RNA of Pangasianodon hypophthalmus (striped catfish), 3923 nucleotides long. It is a transcript of the gene c12h10orf90, whose product is annotated as chromosome 12 C10orf90 homolog. The record is from RefSeq and is a predicted model, not a curated record. The transcript has 9 exons. The coding region runs from base 860 to 3181 and encodes 773 amino acids. NCBI's taxonomy places the organism in Eukaryota, Metazoa, Chordata, Actinopteri, Siluriformes, Pangasiidae.